This is a messenger RNA of Helianthus annuus (common sunflower), 2459 nucleotides long. RefSeq lists its product as uncharacterized. NCBI's taxonomy places the organism in Eukaryota, Viridiplantae, Streptophyta, Magnoliopsida, Asterales, Asteraceae. The coding region runs from base 1729 to 2448 and encodes 239 amino acids. The transcript has 2 exons. The record is from RefSeq and is a predicted model, not a curated record.
UAAGGUCAUUGUAGUAUCCUUGGUCUCUAGAGAAUGAACAAGGUGGCCAUCUUUAUUUGCCCCUUGAGAAUCAUCAAAGACAACCUAUUAGAGACAUUGUGGUCAUUUUGUUUCUUUAAAUUAGAGGGUCCAGGUGAUACUUACCAGCAGCACAUAUUAGUCAUCUUGUGUUCUUUUUUUUUUUUUUCAUAAUUAAUGCCAGUUGAAUUUUAGCUGGAAAGAAAUGAUAGGGUGGAUUUUUUUUUCCAUUUUCUUUGUUCUUGUUUUGAUUUUAAGAAUCUCUAAUGAAAUCAUAUUGAAUGUUGAAAACUCUUUUACGUUUUAUGUUUUUGUUGAACAGUUAAUUUUUUUAAUCCUCUAUCGUCUGUGGGACUUGAACCCAUGACCUUUUUCUUCUCAACCUAGAUGUUUUUAAAGGUUUUAUCUUUGUCAAUGGACUACCACCCCCUUGUUUUUUUAGGUUUUAUGUAGUGUAAAAUUCUUUAAACAAAUAGGUUUUUGAAGGUCUUGGGUUUAGAUCCCUAGACGGGUUCAGAUCCCUAGACGGUAUAUUGAACCAAAGACCUUUCUUUUCUCAACCUAGGUGUUUUUAAAGGUUUUCUCUUUGUCAAUGGACCACCCCUUGUUUUUUUAAGUUUUAUAUAGUGUAAAAUUCUUUAAACAAAUAGGUUUUUGACGGUCUUGGUUCAGAUCCCUAGACGGUAUAAUUAAAAAGAAAUCUGCCUAAAAAAACUAGUGUCAUUCUUUUUACUUUAUUAUUCAAAAUACAAAACAUAAUAAUAAUAAAGAAAAUUAUUCUUUUAAUCGGUUUGUACACCAUUAGGCCACAAGGGGCGGUCCGUGAUGGACUAAUGUUAACGCGUUAUAUCAUAACGCACACCGCCGCCUUGCCUGUUAUCACGCGUUAUCUUUAAAACGCGUUACACAUAUAACGCGUUGAAGUUUGAAAUUUGAACGUUGGAAAUGACCGUUUGGGUUAUUCUUUUGACCGUUUGAUGAUAUUUGAACCAUUUUUUUUUAUAUAAAUCCAACCUAUUUCAAUACCAAAAAUCAAUAAACUCUCCAACUAUUCUCACACUCAAUACAAAAAAUCAAAAAACUCUCCAACUCAAUCUAAAUAAUUUUACAAGAAACAUGGAAGGUUCAAGCAAGAGAGGUGGGGGUUCGAAAAAAAGAGGUUCGUGUACGAAGAAAAAUCCCGUAAGACCCAAGGUUCGAGCGAAUCUUGACGAGCCGACGCGCUUUAGGUUGCAAGACGAACCCGACCAAGUCCCACCCUUUCAAACCCAACAAUAUCCACCCUUUCAAACCCAACAAUAUCCACCCUUUCAAUCGCAAACGUACCAAAACCAACCGUUCGUUCCACCGUUUCAACCUCACCAAUUUUAAUCGCAAACGUAUCAAACCCAACCCCACACACUCGACCCACUACUAGAAGACAACACCCUCAUUCAUCAUUUUGCAAACGCGUGGCGUGAACCACAACAAAGUCUUGACGAGGAAGAGGAAGAAAAAGAGGAGGAAGAGGAAGAAGAACAAAAUGAUGAGGUUCAAGAAAUCGCUCCAAUCGGCCGACAACAUUGGACGAGCGAGGAGGAGGUGUCCUUGGUGAAGGCGUAUUUGCACAUCUCGGAGAAUAAGAAACAUGGCAACGAGCAAAGAAAGGAUGCGUUUUGGAGACGGGUCAUUAAUCAUUUUAGGCAACUUCCCGGUGCAAGGAUACGAAACAUGGACCAAAUGACGUCGAAGUGGACGGAUUUGAACGGGAAAAUUAGCAAGUUCAACGCUUGUUUCAUUCAAAAGAACCGAAACCCACAAAGUGGAGCGAGCGAGGCGACAAUCAUGCGACAAGCCACCGAAGAGUAUUGCCGACUGUACAAAAAGAGGACUUUUCCACACGUGGGGGCAUGGGAAGUUGCGAGACAUCACCCGAAGUGGGUCCCCGUUGAGUUGAUUGACAUGCGUGGUCCUACGGCUCCAAAAAAACAAGGCGGUUCGAAAAGAUCAAAGACAUCCGAUUCGGGGAACAACACGACUUCUGCGUCGGAUAACUUGCCCGAAAUGAACUUAAACGACGACCCCCUUGACGAACCCGAUCAACCCGUUGACGACCCCGUUGAAGAAGAUACACCCACAAGGCCACGACGCAGGAGAGGUGGUGAAUCGUCAAGCAAAGGUAAGGAAGCGGUGGCGGAGUCGACCUUCAGAAUCGAAGAGGAGAAAAUGACCCAAUUCAAGAAGGCCGAACAAAUAAAAGAAACAAUUAUGUCCCUAAAAGUUGAACGCGAGCAGGCAUACAAGGAACACUUGAAAACGAUUGAAAGACAAAAUGAUUUAAAAAUCUUGUGUGAAAACCACGCCCAUCUCGACGAACCGUUCAAGUCAAUUGUCAUUCAACAAAAGCGCGCGAUUUGCGCAAAGGGGGGUUGCGAGAUGCCACUCGUUUAGUUGUUUUUUUA